AUGGUUGGGGAGGAGCUGGAUGUAAUGUAUGUCGAUCUCCGAGCAUAUGCCAGACAGCGUUCAGUGCAGCUGGCGGGCCCAGUUCAGGAUCGGUCUCGGGUUUACGCCGCUCAACAAAUGAGUUGUGCAGUUAUCAAUCCGACACUUCAAGCUCUUUUUCCUCUGUCGGCCAAUCUUAACAUUCUCCGCACCCUUGAUCCAACCCUCUCUCCGAGCCCGAACGUGACAUCCUUCGGCACGGCCGGCUCGGCGUUCGCUCAGGUAUUCUACGACGGUGUUGAACAGUUUUAUUGCCAGGCCGGCGGCUGCAAGCAAACCGUAGGCAACGAUACGACCGAUUGGGCCUGUGAAUCCCUCAAGUGUAGGUGCAGACCAGGGACAGCUUUUUGCGGCGCCCAAAAAAAUACCGAUCUAAGCACAGUCCUCAAUUCUCUAUCUGGUUCUCUUACGGUUUCAUGCACAACAUCCAGCGCUUCUUGCGCAUUCAAGCAGUCAUUAUUGCAAGCUCUAUUCGGUUCUGGAGGCCUUGGCCUGUCCAACUGCGUUUUUGGUGAAUGUGUCCGGCAAUCGGUUGUUGAUUCAGCCCUGGGUAUCGCCCCAGAGGUUACCACCGCGGGAGGGGAAAGCCUCAGCGGGGGUGUGAUUGCGGGACUGGCCGUUAUCGGUGUCAUUGUCCUAGCUGUGGCGAUUCUCGUCGCCUGGGGAUGUUUACUCCAGCGUCGGGCUCGCGCGACUAGGAACGAGAAGCAAACCGCCUCGGGGAGAAGAGUGGGCGUCGAAUGGAAGAAUGUUUACUAUGUCGUUUAUCCUUCUGGAUCUGGGUCGUUCCUGCCUUUUGGAGGUCUCCGUCGCCGAAACGCUGUUCCCGUCGGAUCUACUUCAGUUGUCGAGUUGCAUGACCUCGAAGGUUCGGGUGGCGAAAAGCCGCUACCCAGCCUCCCUUCCUCUGCCAACCAUGUAAAGAGUAAAACUCUUCUUUCUGGUCUUUCUGGAUCCGUUCGUCCUGGACAAAUGCUCGCCAUUUUAGGUCCCUCUGGUGCUGGAAAAACCACCCUCAUUGGCAUCUUGGCUGGACGCAGCGGUGCAAUGGGCGGACGUGUUAGCGGAGACGUGGGCUUUACUAUAGAUGGUGGAGAAGGCAGAGUCAAGGUUGGAUUUGUCGACCAGACGGACGUUCUCCCGCCCAACCUAACCGUAACUGAAGCUCUGCUCUUUGCCGCCAAACUCAAACUUCCCGAAUCUACUCCACCUGCUGAAAAACUUGCCCGCGUUGAACAUGUUAUUCGUCAACUUGGUUUGUCUGAAGUCGCACACUCUCGUAUCGGCGGAAACACCGAGCGUGGUCUCAGUGGUGGCGAGCGCAGGCGUGUCAGUAUUGCAUUGGAGAUUGUAGCUGGUGUCGAGGUAUUGGUUUUGGAUGAGCCGACAAGUGGACUGGACUCGGUUUCGGCUGCGAAUGUUGCAAGAGUUUUGGCCGAACUUGCACACGAUCCUGAGAACCCCGUCGCUGUCAUUGCGAGCAUUCACCAACCUAGUUCCCGGCUGUACCACCAAUUCGACCAAAUCCUACUUCUUUCUCGGGGUGAACAAGUUUACUUUGGACCUGGUGGGACUGCACCAGUGCGGUCGCUUGAAAGCCGGGGUGCACGUGGCAUGGAAGAGGGGUACAACGUCGCCGAUUGGUUAUUGGAAGUUGCAAGUGAGGGCGUGCAGCCACCUUCGCGCGGUGGAUAUGAUACCUCGGUCGGUACUCGCGCAAGUGUCUAUGACCCCAAGGCACAGCCCAACUUCUAUGACCAAGAGCACGGCAUUACAAGUGAGAAGAAGUUGGACGGGAGUAUGCGUUACCGCGGCGGGGGCGGCAAAGUCAGUGUCGAGGAGGAUGGCGACCGGAGUACCAAGGAGGAGUCGAAUAUGGUUCGAGUCGUUCGUGGAAGAGGAGGCCAGAAGUACGCGGCCACGUUCUUGACCCAAGUACAGGUGUUGUGCGGGCGCGAAUGGAAAAAUCUCAAGAGGGACAAAACUCUGUUCUAUAUGCAUUUGGGCGUUGCUUGCAUUCUCGGUAUUUUUACUGGUGGUUUGUACUUUAAAGUCGGCGUAACGAUAUCCGGAUUCCAAAACCGAGUCGGUUCAUUGUUCUUCAUGGGGUCCCUGUUGGCAUUUUCCUCCUUAUCGGCCCUGUACAACCUCGUCGAGAUUAGGCCACUCUUCACCCGCGAGCGUGCGGGAGGAUAUUAUUCCCCAGCCGCAUGGCUGGUGUCGCGUGUGCUCUUUGACGUCUUGCCCCUGAGGAUCGCUCCAACGCUCGUAAUGACAUGCAUCACGUACUGGAUGGUCGGUCUUUCACCCGAGGCUGCGCGAUUCUUCAAGGCUUUAUUAGUAUUAGUUCUUUAUGCACUUGCAAUGACGCUCUUUUCUAGUGCAAUGGCUCCCGCUGCUAUGACUUCUGCCCCUGCUGCUGCCCCCUCGCCUGCCGCCAUCAAGGCCGCCGCCGCCGGCAACACCCAGUUUGACACUGCUGCCCUGUUUGGUGCUGCCAAGGCUGCUCGCGAGGAGGCUGCCUCAGCCCUCGCUGGCCAAGUCAAGGCCGAUGGCCCCGCCGUACUGUCUGGUGUUGGAUUCGUUCCCGCGGUCGUUGCUGCCCUCGGCGACAAAAAGUCACCUGCUGCACGAGCUGGCAAGUACCUCGAGCCCUUUGUCGUGGACUCUGCCGAGACCGGUGUCUUCAAUGCUCUCCUCGAGGCAUUUGCCGACAAGACUCCGGCCGUCCGCACCGCUGCUCUCGAUGCCACUCGCGAGCUCGUGCAGAUCAUGAAUCCCUGGGCUGCGGCGCUUAUUCUCCCCGCGCUCCUCCACCAGAUCAAGACCGCCGGCAAGUGGCAAGUCAAGACCGGCUCUCUUGCCGUCCUCAACCAGCUCAUCCAGAGCGCCCCUGACCAGAUGGCCAAGCUCUCCCCGGACAUCAUCCCCGUCCUUGCUGAGGCUAUCUGGGAUACCAAGGCCGACGUCAAGAAGGCCGCACGCGAGACCCUGACCAAGGCUACCGCACUCGUGUCGAACAAGGAUAUUGAGAAGUUUAUUCCCGCUCUAAUUAAUGCGUUGAUUAAUCCUGUCGAGGAGGUCCCCAAGACCAUCCAGCUCCUUUCGGCUACCACAUUCGUUUCUGAAGUUGAUGCUCCUACCCUUUCACUCAUGGUUCCCCUGCUUUCUCGUGGUCUCAACGAGCGUCCCACCGCCACCAAGCGCAAGGUCGCUGUUAUUAUUGACAACAUGUCCAAGCUCGUCGACAACGAGUACACUGUUCGCCCCUUCAUCCCCAAGUUGCUCCCCGGCCUCAUCAAGAUCUCCGAGCAAGUCGCCGAUCCCGAAGCUCGUGGCGUUGUCAAUAAGGCGAUUGCAACCGUUCGUCAAGUCGGCAAGCUCUCUGACACCGACGAUGGCUCCAACUUGCCUCCUGUCAAGGGCACCGACCCCGCUGCGUAUGCUGCCACGAUCUCGCUUCAAUACAAGAAGUCGGGUGCCAACCCCGUUCCCGAGGCCGCUCAUCCUGCCGUCCAGUACGCCGCUCGUCUGGCUGCCAACCUCAUCGCCGCUCGCAACUUUGACGUUCCCGCCUGGGAGUCCGCGCUCGUUCCUUACUUUGAGAUCGUCACCUCUUCGCCCGAGCCCGCCACUAUCGCCCGCGAGCUCCUGCUCCGCUCCGCCAACGAGGCUGAUGAUGCCGAAGGCGACAAUGACGACGAGGAGGAAGGUGAAGACCUUUGCAACUGCCAGUUCUCCCUUGCCUACGGUGCAAAGAUCUUGCUCAACACUGCCAACCUCCGCCUCAAGCGUGGCCACCGCUACGGUCUCUGUGGUCGCAACGGUUCCGGCAAGUCUACACUCAUGCGCGCCAUUACCAACGGCCAAGUCGAGGGUUUCCCUUCGCCCGACGAGGUCCGCACCUUCUACGUCGAGCACGAUAUCGACGGCUCGGACGAGGACACCUCUGUGCUCCAGUUCAUCUUGAACGACAAGCGCGUCCUCUGCGACAAGAAGGAGGUUAUUGAGACCCUCGAGUCGCUCGGCUUCAACGAUGAGCGCCAAGGCCACGCCAUCGGAUCUCUCUCUGGUGGUUGGAAGAUGAAGCUCGCUCUCGCUCGUGCCAUGCUCUUCAAGGCAGACAUCCUCUUGCUCGACGAACCCACCAACCACUUGGACGUUGUCAACAUUGCUUGGCUCGAGAACUAUCUUACUUCGCUCAAGACCUGCACUUCCAUCAUUGUCUCUCACGAUUCUGGCUUCUUGAACAACACCAUCACCGUCCUCCACCUCAACCGCUUCAAGAUCAAGCGCUACCGCGGCAACCUCGAGGCCUUUGUCAAGGCCGUCCCCGAGGCCAAGUCGUACUACACCCUCGAGGCCGCCGAGGACUACAAGUUCAAGCUCCCCGAUCCUCCUCUCCUGGAAGGUGUCAAGACCAAGGAAAAGUCGCUCCUCAAGAUGCGCAAGGUUGGCUUCCAGUACCCAUCCCAGCAGGUACAGCAGCUCUACGAUAUCACCCUCCAAGUCUCCCUCUCUUCUCGUGUCGCCGUCCUCGGGCCCAACGGUUCGGGCAAGUCUACCCUCGUCAAGCUGCUCAUCGGCGAUCUCGAGCCCAACAAGGGUGGUGAGGUCUGGAAGCAUCCUAAUCUGACCCCUCUCGAGUACAUGUUGUGGCGUUACCAGACCGGUGAAGAUAUGGAGGAGAUGAACAAGAUCACCCGCCAGAUCACCGAGGAAGAGGAGAAGAAGAUGAAGGAGGGCGGUAAGCUCAAGCAGAGCUACGAGUACGAGAUCUCGUUCAAGAACAUGUCCUCGACCGAGAAUAUCUGGAUGCCUCGUGAUGAGCUCAUUCAACGUGGCUUCGAGAAGAAAGUCCUCGAGCUUGACACUCGCGAGGCCCAACGCCUUGGUCUCCUCCGCCCCCUUGUCCGUCGCGAGAUCGAGAAGCACUUUGCCGACUUUGGUCUCGAGUCCGAGUUCGUCACCCACAACACCAUGCGUGGUCUCUCUGGUGGCCAAAAGGUCAAGAUUGUCCUCGGUGCUGCCACCUGGCGCCGCCCCCACGUCAUCUGCCUCGACGAGCCGACCAACUACCUCGAUCGUGAGUCGCUCGCUGCGCUUAUCGAGGCCCUCAAGGUCUUCGAAGGAGGUGUCCUCGUCAUCACCCACAACCGCGACUUCUCCGAGUCCCUCUGCAAGGAAGUCUGGGCGAUGCGUGAUGGACGUCUCGAGGCCUCUGGUCACAACUGGGUCGAGGGUCAAGGUUCUGGCCCACGCAUUGACAAGAAGGACGGCGAGGAGGAAGACCAAUACGAUGCCAUGGGCAACAAGAUCGACAAGGCCAAGGGCAAGAAGAAGUUGACAUCUAGCGAAGCGCGCAAGGCCAAGAAGGACCGCAUCGCAAGGCGCAAGAGGGGUGACGAGGUGUUCACUGACGAGGAGUAA
Messenger RNA from Rhizoctonia solani, 5469 nucleotides. RefSeq names its product ABC transporter. The record is from RefSeq and is a predicted model, not a curated record. Gene Ontology annotation, cellular component: membrane. Gene Ontology annotation, molecular function: ATP hydrolysis activity; ATP binding; ABC-type transporter activity. The transcript has 18 exons. Lineage: Eukaryota; Fungi; Basidiomycota; Agaricomycetes; Cantharellales; Ceratobasidiaceae. The coding region runs from base 1 to 5469 and encodes 1822 amino acids.